AGGGCAGGAGGGCGGCGGGGCGGACGGGCUCCUUCCCCGCCAGAGCGAGGGCAGCCGCGGCUCGCAGCAGCAGCAGGGGAAGGGGCAAGAUUGGAGAAAUGCUAAAAUGGAGAAGAAAAUAGAAGCACUUCAGGAACAAAUGAUGACUAGAUCCGUCCCCUGCAACGUGGAGCUUCAAGAAUUAAUGCAUCAGAUUGAUAUCAUGGUAAACAACAAGAAACGAGAAUGGGAAAAGAAAUUGCAGGCUUUAGAAGCACGAAUGACUGUCCGGGAUCAAGAAUUGGCAAGUGCCCAAAGCAGGUUGGACCAGAAAGGUCUAGAGGUUGGGCUGCUGAGGCAGAAACUGGACAGUUUGCAAAAGACAAAAUACGAGAUGGCUGAGAACUAUGACACGCAGCUUCAAGCCCUGAAGAAUCAAUUUGCCAAGCUGACACAAAGCUACGAGAAGCUACAGCUGCACCAAUUAAAACAAAAAAAAGCUCACAGCUUGGAGAAAUGUACAGAAAAUCAAGAACCCCCAUUUCAGCUGAGCAGUUUGAACCAGAAAUUGGAGGAAUUUAGAGCAAAAUCAAGAGAGUGGGAUAAACAAGAAACGCUGUAUCAGAACCACCUCGUUUCAUUAGAUGCUCAGCGGAAACUGUUGUCUGAGAAAUGCAAUCUGUUUCAGAAGCAAGCGCAGCACUGUCAAAUCCAGACACGCCGCCAGGAGCUAAGCCAAGACGAUGUGGGUACCUGCAGCCAGUGCCAAACCGAGCACCCCGGCGUUCGGCGUGACGUCCUCGCGGAACCCGCCGAAAGGAACGAGCUCUUUAUGGAAAAACUGAAGUCGACCGUGAGCGAAAUAGUGGUCGGCAGGAACAGGCUGCAGGAGGAGAACCUAAAGCUCCAGCAGGAAGUGAAAAUGUACCAAAGGAAGUGCCAGAAUAUUGAAGCAAGGCUUGCCCAAGUGACGAAUGAACUGAAGUCACGCGAGGAUCUCUUGAGUAUGGUAGAGCUGGAGUGCCAGCAGCUGCGCAACGAAGUCACCACAAUGGAAGAGUAUAAAAAUAACAAAGAAAACCGUGUGAAACUUCAGUCAGCUUAUGCACAAUGCAUCAAGGACUUGGAAAUAAAAAAAGCUCAGAUACUUGCCUUGGAACAACAGCAGGAAAAUCAGCAGAAAGAGCUGAACCAGAUAAGGGACCGCCUUUAUCAGGAAGAACAGUCCCAUCGCUCUGAGGUGGAAAGAAUGAGGACGGAAAUCUCUGACCUGACAGAAGAGCUUCAUCAGAAGGAGAUCACUAUAGCAACUAUCAUGGAGAAAGCUGCUCUACUGGAAAGGCAGUUACAAACGGAGUUAGAGAUAAAAGAGAAAAUGUUAGGGAAACAACAGAUGAUAGAUUUGUCCAAGAAAGAACACACGGCCUAUUCCGAUUCCAUUGAUAAGCUGGAGCACGAGAGGGGAGUGUCACGCAAUGACCUUGCAAAAUUGUCAAAGGGCAAAGAAAUGCCGCUGCGAGUGAACCCCAUUAUGUACUUGGGAAGAAAUUGUGCCAAGCAGACGGCAGUAAAAGUGGAAGAGAAAGAAGAGAGACCUGCGCAGAACGAAAGCGAAUGGGCACCGCAACCUGCAGCUUACGAAAAAUUUGGACACUACAGGACGCAGAUUCCUGCCUGGCAUGGCCAAGGCGACAUUGUCAGCAGAACUCGAGAACCCACUGCAGAUGGCCGGUCUCCAUCACCCCAAGAGGCGUAUUCAGCACAUUACAGCAGCUGCCUCCCUGAAAAGAAUAAGUCUGAGACGUUACUGAGCCAAAUCUAUGUUUCAGAUGAAAUCCGGAUGGCUUCCCCAGAGACUCUGUUUCCUGCAACGGUGACAGAGAAGUUCCUACAAGAGGAAGAGAAGCGAGCGAGAGAUUUUGAGCAGGUUUUAAACUCUCACAUUGAAGAGCUGCAAAGGCAGUCGGAGAACACCAUCAAGAAGUACACCGCUUUCAAGCAAAGCAGGCACAGAUGAGCCUGUAAAAAAAAAAAGUCUAAAAUGUAGUGACAAUCCCAGAAUAAAUAAUCAGCUGCUGCUUUAAAAAGGGGGAAAGGGGGAAAAGAAUUGCCUUUAUGCAAAGAAGCGUUUGUAAUGUGAGAUUUUGUAUAUACUUCGACUGUGGAUUUCAUUUCAACAUGAAUUUGGAAUAUUGUGUAUUGCAGAGUGUAUGAGAUCUAAAAAAAGAAAAAGAAACCCGGAAAUUAAAUAUGAAAACUUUUUAACCUUUAAAUGCAUACCAG
This is a messenger RNA of Zootoca vivipara (common lizard), 2262 nucleotides long. It is a transcript of the gene DEUP1, whose product is annotated as deuterosome assembly protein 1. Gene Ontology annotation, biological process: centriole replication; de novo centriole assembly involved in multi-ciliated epithelial cell differentiation. Lineage: Eukaryota; Metazoa; Chordata; Lepidosauria; Squamata; Lacertidae. Gene Ontology annotation, cellular component: deuterosome; centriole. The record is from RefSeq and is a predicted model, not a curated record.